Molecule: messenger RNA, 3174 nt
Organism: Galleria mellonella (greater wax moth)
Lineage: Eukaryota; Metazoa; Arthropoda; Insecta; Lepidoptera; Pyralidae
Product: androgen-induced gene 1 protein-like
Exons: 3
Coding region: 180-881 (233 amino acids)
Cellular component (GO): endomembrane system; membrane
Source: RefSeq, a predicted model, not a curated record
AAUGAAAUGUAUAUUUGACGUAUGAUAGAAAAGUGAAACAUUAAUAGCCAUUUAUUGUUAAUUAUCGUAAAAGGCAAUUUUUUUAUACUAUUUAUGAAAAAAAUCUCUUUGAUAACUUUUUGAAAUAAAAAUAGAUACAAAUAAUUUAACUGUCAAAAUCUUCAACCAAAUUAUUCAGUAUGUUAUUAAAAACUCUUUUCCAUCUGUUUGGAGCUAUACAGUUUUGUUAUGGAUGUUAUUAUGAUGCUGUAUAUGUUAAUAUACCUGGUACUUCUGCACCACCAUUUGGUGGAAAAUUAAAAUAUUUGACAUAUUUAGAUGCGAUAGUGCAGACUGUUUAUUUUACAAUAGCUUUACUCAAUGACCUGUUUGGUAACAAUGACACAACAGCAUCUGAGAAACCACUGAUUCGCCGAAUAAAGGAUAUCCUGUUUUGUGCCCUUGCUUUCCCUGUAGCCAUGUAUGUUGGAAUAUCAUUCUGGGGUAUAUAUGCAGUGGACAGAGAAUUAAUUUUGCCUAGAAGUUUAGAUCCAUACUUUCCAAAAUGGUUGAACCAUGUAAUGCAUACUAAUAUUGUUGUCUUUAUUUUAAUCGAGCUUGUCACAUCUUUCAGAAUGUAUCCAACAAGGAAAACUGCCAUGACUAUAUUAUCUACUUUUUUAAUUGCUUAUUUCAUAUGGCUUCAUGUAAUUUAUUUCAAAACUGAUAAGUGGGUCUACCCCAUAUUGGCUGUAUUAAACUGGCCAAUUAGAAUUGUAUUUUAUUUGGUCAGUCUUGGCUUUGUUUCUAGUCUCUAUUUUGUAGGUGAGAAAUUAAAUAGAAUUGUAUGGUCUAAGGAAGUAGAGCAAACUGUUAAAUCUGGAAAAAAGAAAGCUAAAUAAUUAUUAUAGAAUAUUGUUUUAUAAAUAUUUAUGUACCAAAUAGCUAGUAGAAUUGUUUCGUAAUUGUAGGGCUACCAGGUGAAGUUUAAAAUGAAGGAUAAUAUAGUUGAUAAAAGGUAAGAAUAGGUAUAGCAAUAAUUAUGAGCCUUGAAUGAUAUCUGAUAACAUUCUACCCGAUUUCGCUUUAGAUUUUUAUAGAUGCUACAUUAUGUUCAUGAAUUUAUUGAUAUUGUAUUCAAAAUCAAAUAAUUCAUUAAUAAUAUAUACACAUUUUGAUGGCUAGCUGAUUAUAUAAUUUGCCUUAUGUACAAUACAAUUAAAUUAUACUUAAACUUGAAAAUAAUAUGUCUAAUACAUAGAUAAACAGUUUAUCUUGGCCAGUGUCAAGUCGUAUGGUUUAUACUAGUUUCAGGUAGUAAUAUAUUUAUACUAGCGUAAGUGUCGGAAUGAUAAACAAAAAUUACCAUGAAAAUUAGAAAAGAACAAAUAAGCAAUAGAACCCAAAAAAGUAUAAUUUAGAAUUAAGAGCGUAUUUUAGCUUAACGAACUGUGGCAACGUCGCAUUUGUCAAUUUUCAAAAGCAAUUAAAGAAUUUUCAAUAUUUUUGACGUUGUCGUACUUCGUUAAGAACGCUCUUCUGAACAGAUUUUAAUAAAAUUAAUAAUCUGGUAGGUAUGAACCUAACAUUAUGGUAAAUCUGAUAACUGUACGUAUGUUUAUCAGAAGCAGCCUGCAUUUUAAGAAGUAAUAUACCUAAAGUAGCCUAAACGUAAAAUGAACUCUUUGACUAGAUAACCAUAUUUAAUGUUUGUAUGACAUAUAUUUAUUAAUUAUCCCAUAAUAUUACGAAUUAAAUUCGACUGCCACAAGAAAAUAUAGUGUUUUGUUUUUAUUUUUGUUACAUACUUUGACGUCGUAAUAUCAAUAUUUUGCUUAUGUUUAGAAUAAUAGGUAUUAAAAAUAACUUAUAAUGACAUGUACCUAGUUUUUGAGGCUAUAAUCCACACAAGUAUUUUUUACCUAAAAAUUCUUCUCUGUAAACAUGUCUUAGUAUUUUAUAUAAACACUACAGGAUUGUCAAUAGGUGAAUUUAGGUAUUUUUUUAACCAUUUACUAACACUGAAGUUGGUUUACAUUUUCUUUAAGUUCAGUUGAAACAGACUAAUAAACUUGUUAUCAUAAAUAUCUAAAUACAACAAAAUAUCUGGAUAUCUAUGCUAAUUAUGAAUGAAAUUAAUUUAGAAUCUGAAUUGAAAAUGUGUACAUCAGAUGUUAUAAUUGACUUCUUUAUUUAAUGUUAAUAAAUUUAUAUUAACAUACUUAUUUAAAUAAUUUUUAUGUCUAUUCCAAUGAAAUAAAAAAAUAUCUUUAAAUUCUCAGUAAAGGAAUUAGGAACUUAGAAUUGAGAGUUAUUAAAAGCCUAUAUAAAUAAAAAAAAAUGUCGAAUAUAGGUAUUAUUAAUUGAAUAUUUUAGAACUAAUAUACUGCCGUAAGAUUCGGUAUUUGUUAAACACAGUUUUUUAACAUUGGACUUUCAACAAAAUAAAAAAAGUAUAAUAAUAUAUGUUAACAUGACUAUUUUAUCAAGAAGAAAGCGUUUCUGCGUUUCGGACAUUAAUGAGAAAUAUUGAGUAGAAAUUAGGGAGUAGGUUGUGAUUUUAUGAUAAUUAUGUAUCUAAUUACCUACUUAUAUAAUUUUUAUUAGCUAUAAUUGUAAUUUGUACUUAAUGAUAAAAAUUGUGUGCAUUUUAAUUUAUUCCAAAUGAUACCAUGUAUUUAUUAUAAUUUUUUAUACAUUCCAUUUGGUUUUGCUUAAUCAUAUACACAAACAUUCAUAUAGGUACAUGCCGCAAGUCCCCCUCAUAUAAAAGUUAAUUGCGUAUCUACUGAGCUAUAAUACUUGCUUUAAACUUAAAAAAAAAAAAAACUAAUAAUAGUUAAUCGUUUUAAAAAUACCAUUUUAAUUUUCUCAAAAUCUUUUUUGAAUACAUCUUAUGUAAUCGAAAUUUAGUAUGUUUUCGAACCAAAAAUUUAGUAUGUAUAAUUGCGGCAUUUAUUUAAAUCUAUAUCUUAAGUUUAUAUCCUUUUAUAAUAAUGUAUAUACUCAGCCACGAACAAUCCAUGUUGUGGGACGUGGCUUCUGUCGGCCUUGUGUUGUAAUAAUAAAUACGUAAAUUGAUAGUGUUAAGGUGUAGAUAAAUAUUUAUGGUUUUAAUUUCAUAUAGGUGUAAUUUUAUAUAGCGUAGUCUUUCGUACCUUAUGAAAAACCAAAUUAUUAAAUAUGUUGCUUAUC